GUCUGUGGGCCGAGAACUAGAUGAUUCCGUUGGUUACUGACUGCGAGUACACAGAGCGAGAGAUUGAAGGGGCUGGGCCCACAGUGGAGAAAUGGCGAGAAUGGUGAACGCGAGCGGGUGUGGAGUGGAAACACAGAGCACGGAGCCGGAGGCACCGGGCCGGGGUUCGGCCAGAUGGGGUCCACAACACGCCGGUGCCCAAGAACUGGCCACUUUGUACUCACCAGGAAAAAGAUGUCAAGAAUGGCUUUGUGUCGCCCUCUGCUUCUCUCUCAUGGCCUUCAACUUCAUUCACCUUCUUGCCAAUUUCCACCUGGGACAUCUGUGGUACAUCCUGUUGAGCAUUGUGGCAGGAAUACUCACUGCAGACUUUGCAUCAGGACUUGUUCACUGGGGGGCUGAUACGUGGGGAUCAGUGGAUUUACCCGUCUUUGGAAAGGCCUUUAUACGACCAUUUCGAGAGCACCACAUCGACCCCACGGCCAUUACCCGUCACGACUUCAUUGAGACCAAUGGUGACAACUGCAUGCUGACCAUAGUCCCGCUAGCAAACAUGGCCUUCAGCUUCCUCACCCUCUCCCCCGCGGAGAUUCACCAUUUCUACCCCUGGUACUGCUACUUGUUCGCAUUAGCCAUCUUUGUGACCCUAACCAACCAGAUUCACAAGUGGUCACACACGUACUUCGGCCUGCCUCAAUGGGUUGUGUUCCUACAGGACUGCCACAUCAUCCUCCCCCGCAAGCACCACCGCGUCCAUCACGUCUCCCCUCACGAGACGUACUUCUGCAUCACCACAGGUUGGCUGAACUACCCUCUGGAAAAGCUGGGUUUCUGGAAGAACCUGGAGGAUCUUAUCCAGGGUGUGACGGGAGAGAAGCCCAGGUCGGACGACCUGAAUUGGGCUCAAAAAGUCAAUUAAUGCCGCAGGCUACCUGCACCCUACCUCAGAAGGCCCUGGCUCCGUCCAGGCUUCUCAUCCCCCCCCCCCCCUUUUUUUUUUUGGCCUCACACGAACUGUAAUCUAUAGAAAGAAAAACUAACAAACACUUUCUGAUGCCAUAGCUUUAAGUCUUGCACAUUUUGUCUGUUUUUCAAGAAGAGGCCUCUGUUGAUGGAAUUUUUUCAUUUCUCACAAAACGCAAUAUAUCCUAAACUCUUUGUACGUCUAAAACAACUCAUCACUUUUUUUUUUGAGGUGAUUUUGCAAAUGCGUUUGCUAAGAAGGUUUAUUCAGAUACUUUACGGUCUGACACAGAUUACUUGUAAAUCGGUUCCGAGGAGAUUAAAAGAUUUCCCUUAUGUCAGAAAAUUUGAAACAAUCCCAAAAAAGAAUACUUGAAAGAAUGAACGCUCAUUUUUUUUCUCCUCCAGAGAGACAACUGAUGAGUCUCGUUGUAUUCAGCACUGCUUUUUAUUGUCUCCGGAUAAGUCUUUGCAUCUCAUCAAGGGUCGACUUGAUGAGCAAGUAAUACAAUUGGAUUUAGGCCAUGGCAAGUAGUAGCGCAGGAUUCCUGGAUGCUUUACCAAUGUUGUUGGCUGAAGAACAAAAUGGUUAAUUACUGUUACAUUUGUUGAUUUCUUUCGGGGCUGUUUUGUUGAAGAGAGGCGAUGACAAUAUUUGAUAGUUUAGUCGUGGAUUUGUCAAUUUGAGACUACAGAUGCAAUGGAAGAGUCGAUGCUAAUCUAAAGCCAAAAUCAUCCCUCCAGGAUGCUAAAUGACGGAUCUGACAGCUCAGAGAACGGGUUUUAAUUUACACAAACCAAAAUAUAAACAACCAAAUUGCUCCUAUUGCUGUCAGAUCCUAAGCUGUUAUGCUGAUUGAAAUUUGUUAUUUUAUCUUAUCUGGCCAUUGGAACAGUUUGCAUUUAUGUCUUCGAUGAUGGAGGAAACAUUUUUACAUCAUAAUUUGAUCUGAAAAAGUGGAAAUGUGUGUAACUGUCGUCAGCAUUGAUGCUGGGCCGUUAGAAAUUUGGGCAAAUACACAUGUAUCAUGCUGUCGUUCUGCUGAGUCAGCCUGACUAGUCUCUUCGAUGGUCAUGCGUCCUCUGAAAAGCCUUUUUAGUUUUACUUUGACUCCUGGUAAACACACAGGUUUGCAGGAAAGAGGCAGACACAGUUUUGUCAAGCUGCCUUACGCACCACAGAAGCAGAACUUGUGUCCUUUCUGUCGUUGUGGUGUUUCAUUCACUGCACUUCUUUGUGUUGUCGCAACUGUAAUUCUGUCUUUCUGGGAUUUGUGUCUUCUUUAGUCAGACGCAGAUACUCCAAAGUUAUGUGCCAACAGUGUGUAACAUGUUUUCAUUUCUUCACUACGAGAGAUUAUGUUGUUAAUUGAUUCGUCGGAAGAUUUUCUUUUUUUAAAAAUGCUUAAGUCAGUGAUUUGUAAAUGUGUUGUGCAGCGAAUAACUAUGCAGUGUAAUACGAGGCCGUUAACCAUAUGUCUUAACUCAUCUGCUUAGAUUCAAAUGCCUUUCUCUUUCUACGAGUUAACACAUAGUUGCCAUUUUAGUUGGAAAACGGGAGCUUAAAAAAAUGUGCUACUUAAACAGCAUGUGUAAAAUGACAUGUAACAGCAGCUAAGAAUGCGUGCAUGCAUACGACAUGUGAUAUACUGGGUCACCAGCUUAAAUCUAAAGGAGCUAACCUUUCUGCUGGUUGGGUCGACCAGAUGAAAAAGCUGAAUUAGUGAGCUUGAUAUUGUAGUCGAUGAGUAUAGUUCAUUUUGAAGCCAAAAUUAUGCUUUAUAUGAUGUAAUAUUCCAGUUUUUGAAUCCCUCAUACUUGAUUAUAUAGAAUUGUUCGCCAUAGGUCAACAACAAAAAUAGACUGCAGAUUAACGAGUGCUGGUAGAGUAUUGUGAGAAACAGUUGUGCGUGUGCUAGGUAGCGUAAUGCUAGUAAAGGGAUGCCGUUACCCGUCACAGCAUCAAAGGUUAAGGCUCGUGUAGAAGUUUUACUUUCACAGUUUUUUUUUUGUUUUUUUUGUUUUUUUUUCAUCAGUAUGAGACAAAAUAUAAUUUGGGAAUGUAGACUCAUUAGCAUCAACGUUGACAGACAACUUGUUUUAUGAAUAGGAGUUUUGCCGUUGGCUGUGAAGGAUGUUUUGGAACUUCAGCAAAUUGCUUUUUGUGAUAAUAUAAAAGUAAUAACUUUUCAUGUUUUUAAUACAAUAUUAAAGGAUAAUGGUUAGUGCCAUAAUUACUUUGGAGAUUGACUGAACUGACAACCUCUUGUGAAUAUAUUUGGUGAGCUCAGAAGGAAGCCACCGCAUAACAAUGUUAACUUGGAUACAGACUCGCCAUAAUCGCUUCUUGUCGUAGUUGGGAGUCUGGUUGUGCGUAUAGAUCUAACGUGCAUUAACUUAUUCUUCAUUCUUAUUCUCCAGAUGAUCUCAGGAUUGUGGUUAAGUAGGUUAUUAUGAAAUUGUGAAAAAACAACAACAAGUUAGGCCUUUAAAUAGAUAAAAGUUGUUUAAGUAUUUUCGUUCGUCUGUUGGCCAAAGUAGCUGAAUGAUUUAAAUGGGUUAAAGGUUCUAUUGUAACCAUAUAUCAGCAGUUAACUCGGCCUCUUGUUAUCAUGGAAGAAUUAGUGAUAAAGCUGUGUUUGGUUUUUCUGUUUCAGAGACAGGCGUCAGUGGAUUUGAAGGGUAUUUUGUGACGAUGUCUGGUUAACUUAAAUAUUUUCUCAAUUGGAAAUUGUGGAAGCAAAUGAAGUCGUUGGUAAAUGGGGUGGGCAGUACGUUCAACACGCUGUGUUUUAAUUCACUUCUGUAAUGAUCCCUGGACUUCUUAUUGAAUUACCUCAUCCUCUCCCUGAUGGAUUCACUGGAGUUCUUGGCAGUGAAAUAGUAAAACAAUUUAUUGACCGACUUUAAUUUGCCCUUCACUUGAUUCCAACUUCUGAGGUGAGACCCAUAUCUUAUGGAUGUUGUUGUUUGUUAUGUAUGCUGGUGGUGAUGGAGUUUUCGAUAUCAGAAUAAUGCCUUGAUGCCUUUUUGUUGUCUUCCAUUCGGGAGACUUACAAUGUAUAUAUUAAACUGUAUUUAUAAAUAAUCUAAAUAAAAGGUUGAUAAUUACUACUACCUGUUUUC
This is a messenger RNA of Anarrhichthys ocellatus (wolf-eel), 4089 nucleotides long. RefSeq names its product plasmanylethanolamine desaturase 1 (gene peds1b). Bases 92 to 919 code for a protein of 275 amino acids. The transcript has 6 exons. Gene Ontology annotation, molecular function: oxidoreductase activity. The record is from RefSeq and is a predicted model, not a curated record. Lineage: Eukaryota; Metazoa; Chordata; Actinopteri; Perciformes; Anarhichadidae.